This is a messenger RNA of Dothidotthia symphoricarpi CBS 119687, 1656 nucleotides long. RefSeq lists its product as uncharacterized. The record is from RefSeq and is a predicted model, not a curated record. The transcript has a single exon. Bases 49 to 1656 code for a protein of 535 amino acids. Gene Ontology annotation, biological process: DNA-templated transcription. Gene Ontology annotation, cellular component: nucleus. Gene Ontology annotation, molecular function: zinc ion binding; DNA binding. NCBI's taxonomy places the organism in Eukaryota, Fungi, Ascomycota, Dothideomycetes, Pleosporales, Dothidotthiaceae.
UUGCGAUUCCCAAGUGUGGCCGGCACAUCGCCAACUGAAAGCUCUUUGAUGAUGAAUCCGCAUAUGGCUGAGGACAUUACCGUCUUGGAGCAGUAUCUAUCAUCGCAAGCCAUCGAGGGCAACGCAGCAGCAAAACUCUACAACACCGUCUCCAGUGUUCCAGGUCAAAAUCCAAUUGUCUAUUUGACAGUUCCGAGAAGGCGUAAAGGACUAGCUUCCGCAGUUGACCCUGGCAGAGUUCAAAGGGAGAUUAUCGAGCAGAUUCUGAGCCCCUUUGCCGCAGAGGUGCGAAAGACGUACUUUAACCAUCUCCAUCCAUGCUUUCCGAUCGUGGACGAGAAAACAUUUGCGGAUAUGUGGCACAAGAACAACGACCGCAUUUCUUCAACGUUGCUAUGCGAUAUGUAUGCUUCUGCCCUGUCCUUCUGGAAGAGUUCCGAGAUACUUCGCCAACACCCGAGACCUGAUCCACACUUCAUCUGGAACCAGGCUGUAGCUGCUUUACAAGAUGACUUCAUGGCUCCAACAAUAUCGACAGUCCAUGCCGCUUUACUGGACAUGAUUGGUCGCCCCGUCAUCCAAGUCACGGGAAACAUAGUCAACGCCGGACGCGUUGUAACGCUUGCACAGAGUUUGGGCUUGCAUAGAGACCCGACCCUUUGGAAAGCAACAGCGCAUGAGAAAAGCGUUCGCAUAAGGAUCUGGUGGGGCGUUCUUAUCCAUGAUUACUGGUCAAGUAUUAGCCAUGGAAACCCACCUUUGAUCCAUUCGCGGUUCUACGAUGUUCCUGUUCCUUCGCUCGAGGUUCUGGCUACAUCACGACCUUCUGAAAGCCACCAAAGGGCUGCAUCGUCAUUCAUCUAUCUGUGCAAGCUUAGCCGGAUCCUGGGCGAGGUUCUGCCUUUUGUGUAUUCGCUCGAGUUUGACUCGGUCGAGUUAUGGCGGAAUCUGCGUAAAAUCGAGUGUUCGUUAGAUGACUGGUUGUUGGAACUUCCAGAGUUCCUUCGCCUUUCCGCACCGUCAACCAACAACUCAGUCAACGGAUCCAGCAACUUGUGGUUUUCAUACCUAUCGGUCAAAGUGUUAUUAUGCCGGCUAGCAUUCAAAGCAACCCUGAAAGACCCAAAGCCACCCACACCCGAAACUCGUCAAUACCGACUAGCGAUGCUGAGAGAAGCCGCAUCAGAAGUGACCGAUUUCGUCACCUCGCUGACCGAAGCUCAGCUCGAGGAAUUCUGGAUGCCCUACACGUCUUACCUGCUAGUGACAACUGCUACCAUCCUUCUCCGCUGCACAGUAGAAUGCGGCGACAUCGAAACCAAGAAGCUGUGCACAACUAAACUAGUCGACUUCAACGACCGACUACAACGGGCGCGCGAAGUCGGAUGGGAUCUUGCUGAGUUCUGCCUAGACAGGUGUUCUGAGCCGAUUCAGAAAAUCGCCAAUGCUCUUGGGAUAUUGCCGCGAAUCACUGAGUCACAGACAAGGGUGACUGAUCAAGUAGACAACGGCUUGGUUUUGGAUCGCGCUCUCGCGGAAGCUCCAGCCGUCGACACGACUUCAAUGCCCGACUUCUUUCUUCCGAUCGAUUCGCUUGACUAUCCGUGGGAAACGCUCUGGGAUACUUUUGAAGGCCCAUGGCCCAUACAGAUAUGA